AUGGCGCUCUGUCAAGCCCUCUCUGCCAGCUCGGGUGCCUUCACCAUCCUCCCCUUUUCGCCAUACGCAGUCCAUUCGAUACAACAGCUCGAAGAAUACCCCGCCAUUCCCCUCUCGCGCUUUCGAAACUUCUGCAUCGUUGCGCAUAUCGAUCAUGGCAAAUCCACCCUUUCCGACCGUCUUCUCGAAAUUACCGGCACCAUCACCUCCUCCAAAUCCAACAAACAGAUUCUCGACACCCUCGAAGUCGAGCGGGAACGUGGCAUCACUGUCAAGGCACAGACCUGUACUAUGAUCUACAACCACAACGGUGUCGACUAUCUUCUCCAUCUGGUCGAUACCCCUGGCCAUGUCGACUUUCGCGCCGAGGUCACGCGAUCGUACGCGAGUUGUGGUGGAGCUAUACUGUUGGUCGAUGCAAGUCAGGGUGUGCAAGCGCAGACUGUCGCCAAUUUCUACCUUGCGUUUGCCGAGGGACUCAAGAUCCUACCGGUCAUCAACAAGAUCGACAUGGGCGCUGCCGAUGUACCUCGGGUCCUGGAGCAGCUCGAAUCGACCUUCGAGUUGGACGUGAGUAACGCGAUCGGCGUGAGUGCAAAGACGGGUCUGAACGUCAAGAACCUCUUGCCGGCUGUCGUCGACGCUAUCCCAGCCCCUACAGGGGAGGAGACCAAGCCAUUGAGGAUGUUGUUGGUGGAUUCAUGGUACGAUAGCUUUCGAGGCGUCGUUUGCCUGGUCCGGCUCUUCGACGGUACCGUCAAAGCUGGAGAUUGCCUCGUGAGUUUCGCAACGGGUCAGAAGUACACGGUCGGAGAGGUCGGUAUCAGAUACCCUACCGAGGUACCGCAAACAGUGCUACGCGCUGGCCAGGUCGGGUAUAUCUUCUUCAACCCCGGCAUGAAGAAGAUUCAGGAUGCCAAGAUCGGAGACACCUUCACCACAGUCGGGUCGGAGGACGUUGUUGACCCAUACCCUGGAUUUGAAGAACCAAAACCCAUGGUGUUCGUCGCUGCGUUCCCAACAGAUCCGACCGAUUACAGUCGCCUCGCAGAUAGCAUUGGCCAGCUUGUUCUCAACGACCGCAGUGUUAGUCUGUACAAAGAUCACUCCGAAGCGCUUGGUGCGGGCUGGCGCCUGGGUUUCCUGGGCAGUUUACAUUGCUCCGUCUUCCAAGAUCGUCUGCGACAGGAACACGGCGCGAGUAUCAUCAUCACCGAGCCCGCUGUACAGACCAAGGUUAUAUGGCGCGACGGCAAAGAGAGCGUGCUCCAAAGUCCAGCCGACUUCCCCGAGCCCGAAGACCUAAAGUUGCGUGGAGCUGCCUGCUACGAGCCAUACGUCCUUGCCACCUUGACCCUCCCAGAGGAAUAUCUCGGGCGGGCUAUAGAGCUAUGCGAGGCAAACCGCGGCGAACAAGUGAGCAUCGAGUUCUUCCACGGCAAGCAAGUCAUUCUCAAAUACCGUAUACCUACAGCUCAGCUUGUCGAUGAUUUAUUUGGCAAGCUGAAAGGAGCUACAAAGGGUUACGCGACUCUUGAUUACGAGGACGCAGGCUGGCAGCAGAGCAGUCUCGUGAAGCUGCAACUUCUCGUCAACAAGCAACCGGUAGACGCCAUCUCGCGUGUCGUCCAUCUAUCGCAGGUCGACAGACUUGGCAGACAGUGGGUUACCAAGUUCAAGGAACACGUGCAACGACAGAUGUUCGAGGUGGUCAUCCAAGCGGCCGUGGGCAAAAAGGUCGUUGCCAGAGAAACCAUAAAACCCUUCCGCAAAGAUGUGCUCGCGAAACUACACGCCAGUGAUAUCACAAGACGGAAGAAGCUGCUGGAGAAACAGAAGGCGGGUCGAAAGAAGCUCCGCGCUGUCGGCAAUGUCAUUAUCGAGCAGGAAGCGUUCCAGCGCUUCUUGACCAAGUAG
Anthostomella pinea is the source of this 1917-nucleotide messenger RNA. The record is from the annotation of a GenBank genome assembly. Lineage: Eukaryota; Fungi; Ascomycota; Sordariomycetes; Xylariales; Xylariaceae.